AGGAAGUGGGUGAAUCGUGUCUCAACAAAUUUACGAGCCGAGCUUCACUGAAACGGGGGGAAAAAUGUGACGCACAAAAGUCUCAUCUGUGAAUACGUGAAAGAUACUCUGAUCAACAUCGAUUUCCCUCAGGAGCAACUUUACAGAGCAAACAUGUCGCGUAAAUCACGAAUAGUGAUGAUACUUCUUUCCGUCUUCGUGUCCACCGUUUCAGGUGCCCAGAAGUUUGAUAUUACUCCUGACCGUGGCACCACCAUCAACAUCAUCGGCAGUCAGCCCAAGGGUUGUGAAGUCUGCACAGGAUCAGGACGCUCACAAAGAUGUAGUACCUCUCUGUCAUUACAAGACAACACUCGCGUCUCUGUUGAGUUUAAAUGCUCCAGACCCCAAGAUGUAUUCACAGUGGAAAUUGUGGAAAGUAUUGAAUGCGACAAAGAGUCGUGCAGCGGCCACAUCAUCCAAGCAGACUCUGGUUCUCUGCCUUUACUGGGUUUUCAGCGCAAUUUCACCUGGAUCAUAACAGCCAAACCGGUAUUCAAGUUAGACUUCACUAAGACGGGCCUAAGACAGAUCAAACCGUCUGACAAAUGCCCAGACAGUCACACCUACACCCUGCGUGCAGGGGAGGUUGUUGUCGGGAGAUACUGCAGAGCAGGUACUGUCAGUAGUGCUCAGAUCCUGAAUCAGGGCAGCUUUUCUUUGGAUGUCCCUGCAGGCCAGAAACUGCAGCGUGACCGGUUUAUUGUGUCUGUGGGGGAGCAAAUCACCUCCCUUGCCAAAAUUUCAGUCACAUUGACAAAAGACCCAUCGGAGCUGCUCUCACCGAACUACCCGCAGAGUUUUCCUGACGACGAUGUGAUGCAGUGGUAUUUUCACAUCCCAGAAAAGCACAAGGCAACGGUCCAGUUUCUGCAUCUCACACAGCCGCGGUGUUUGAAGAAGGAAACAGCGGUGGAGUACCACAGCCGAGGGAGAGGAUCGCUGGUUCUGAGUCUGGACGACGCCCAGCCAGUUCAGACUCAGGGCAACUUCUCACUGACGCUGAGGAAUUGUGAGAUGGACAAAAGACGUUCUGGUUCUCCUGGACUUUCCCUGAGCCUCAAGGUGUCCGCUUCAAGAUCAAGUUCCCCAGUGUUGUGCAAAGUGGCUCUCAGCCAAACAGAAGGCCUUUCGCUCCACAUUGAUAAUGUGAGACCAGAUUCUGACUGUGAGAUGAAAAUAAACUCAAAGACAAUGAAGAACAUCACUGUCACAUCAAACAGUGAAAUAUCUUUCCAGGACUGCCUUCCUCAAGAUGUAAAGGUCACAGCUACGAGAGUCAUAGAGUGGAGUCAUCUCAAAGGCCGUAUGAAGACUCCACUGCAUCUGUCGGUCCCACUGCUGCCAUCCUGCUUACCCGCCGCUCUGAGCAAGGUGACUUGGACUCUCCGUCCUGAGCAGCAUGGCACCGUGGAGCUCACGCCCCCCACUGGGCUGCUGAAACAGGCCCUACCUGGACAGCCUUGCAAUGACAGCGACAUCAUCGAAAUGGCUGAUGAAAAUGGCCCUACCAUUGGACACUUCUGCUCUCAGGGGGCGAUACAAAAGGUCCUUAUCCACACCAAUGCGUCCGUCACGUGGAGGUCCAGCUUGUGGAGUCGAGCACUACGGAGCACUAAGCAUGUGCUGAGUGCAGCAUUUGAGGGCGAGAUAGCAGAAAGGUACAUAUUCAAGCUGGCGCCAUCAAAGAACACGUCAGUCCUCGUGGGGACUCCUGGUUGGCCAGCAGGCAUGAGCUCUUACUCCACCGUCUCCUGGAUCGUCUCUGUUCCCCCAAAGAUGAAGGCGCACUUGAUGUUUACUAACAUCAGCCAACCCAAGUGCAGCAACCGGCAUACCAACAUUAGAGUACAGAGAAUUGGCAGGACUGAGGAGGAUUACAGCCGCAGGGAGGAUGAGGAGGCAAAGAGGGAGAUCACUGUAUCUCAGAACUUCUACCUCAACAUGUCCAACUGUAUGCCCGAAAGAGGACAGUUUAGCGUGAUCACCAAGAUCACCCUGCAGAAGAGGAAGCACCUUCUCCUGACCAUCAUUCUGAGUGCGGUGGCUGCUCUGCUGGUCAUCUUUGUUGUCGUGCUGGUGGUGGUCUGCAUGAUGGUUAGGAAGAAGAAAAAGAAGCUCAAUGAACAAGUGGGCAUUUACAAUUCAGACGGCGCCAAUUUCUUGCCUGGACACAACGGAUGCCCAGUGACACAUGAAGACGAUGAGUCUCAUGUUUACGCUUCCAUUGAGGACACGCUGGUCUACACACACCUGCUGAAAAAAGGCGCAGAGCUCGGCAUCUACCAAGCGCACGACACAUACCAGUCCUUCACAGGACACAAAGAACCACAAAAGCCUCUGGCCUCUAAAGCUAGCAGUGAUGUUGGCAUGGAGGUCCAUCAGCCGGUUCGGCUCCCAUCUGAGCAAGGUCCUCCUCUUCCCAACAGGCCACUGAGUCACAUCCAGGUGGAAAAUGACAUUUACCAGACAGAGGACCAAAAUCAGGAGCAAUGCUCUCCAAAUCUGGGGCCACGUCUUGAGCCAGAGGGAGGGGACUAAGCAAGUGAUUGGAUUCAGCUUUCUUAUUUUCACUUGGAAAACUUGAACUUUGUGAUUUUUGUUCCCUGGCAUUUGUGUGAUUGUUUGCUGUUGAGUCUUGUACAGAGCACCCCACCCACCCCCAGAGUGAAGCUUUUGUGAUGGAAGCAAACAAAAAACCCUGUUCAAACCUGCCUGUAGCUGUUACUUUGUUGUGUCUUAGAUGAAGGUGUUUUUGUUGUUGUUCAAAGUCUUUGCCACUGUAAUGAGAUCUUAAGUCAUGUAGGCUUUUAAAUGAUUAAUUUUUUCAGGUUAAAAAGGGAGAGUAACUGUUACUGUUGCAGAACAUUUUAGAGGAUGGUGUCUGGUUUUGUACUCAAUUGCAGCAGCAUGACUUUGUUUUAUCUUUGUGGAGUAUCACCUUUCUACUGUUUUCCACUGCUUUUUGCCAAAGCUGUCCUGUAGAUACAUGAUCAUUGCAGAUAUUGCCCCCACACAGGUCCAAACACUUCUACUAAUUCACUUCAGUAUUUUAGCAAUUGUUUCCAGACCUGUAUUUCUACAGUAGAAGAACAAGAAUGCUUCUGCUAUUCAGUUCAAUGCAGCAUUUUGUUUUUGUCCAAAGUUGAUUGCUAUCUGUUGCUAAAGUUGCAUAUAAAAA
Cololabis saira (Pacific saury) is the source of this 3220-nucleotide messenger RNA. It is a transcript of the gene cdcp1a, whose product is annotated as CUB domain containing protein 1a. The transcript has 9 exons. The record is from RefSeq and is a predicted model, not a curated record. NCBI's taxonomy places the organism in Eukaryota, Metazoa, Chordata, Actinopteri, Beloniformes, Belonidae. The coding region runs from base 154 to 2580 and encodes 808 amino acids.